Messenger RNA from Mobula hypostoma (lesser devil ray), 7689 nucleotides. It is a transcript of the gene zfyve28, whose product is annotated as zinc finger, FYVE domain containing 28. Gene Ontology annotation, molecular function: metal ion binding. The record is from RefSeq and is a predicted model, not a curated record. The transcript is spliced from 14 exons. Gene Ontology annotation, cellular component: early endosome membrane. Gene Ontology annotation, biological process: negative regulation of epidermal growth factor-activated receptor activity. Bases 256 to 3135 code for a protein of 959 amino acids. NCBI's taxonomy places the organism in Eukaryota, Metazoa, Chordata, Chondrichthyes, Myliobatiformes, Myliobatidae.
CUGAGGGGUUGACUGUGGUGCAGUGUGGGAUGGUGUUGUCAUGUCAGCUUGGAGCCGGCGCUGGCGGUGACAUCGCCGGGGAGGGCGUGAGGAAGAGGUGGUUCGAUGUCAGCGUGAGAGCCGGGGUCGGGAGAUAGCGGCCGGGGAGCUGAAGUGUUGACAGCGGCCCCCCUCCUUGCCCCGUCCACCCGGCGGCGCGCGAGCCCGGGCAGGAGCGCCGCUCGCGACAGCCGGCAGCCGGCACCCGCCGCCAACAUGAACCGGUUCCGCAAGUGGCUCUACAAGCCCAAGCGAUCAGACCCCCAGUUGCUUGCACAGUUCUACUACGCAGACGAAGAGCUAAAUCAGGUUGCAGCUGAACUGGAUAGCUUAGAUGGACGCAAAGACCCACAACGGUGUACGCUGCUGGUCAACCAGUUCCGAUCCUGCCAGGAUAAUGUGUUAAAUAUAAUAAACCAGAUCAUGCAGGAAUGCAUUCCAAAUGAACGAGCAAAUAGGGAUUUCUGUGUGAAGUUUCCAGAGGAAAUACGGCAUGAUAAUCUGGGAGGACAGCUUUGGUUUGGAGCUGAGUGUUUAGCUGCUGGUUCAAUUAUCAUGAACCGUGAAAUAGAGAGCAUGGCAAUGCGACCUUUGGCCAAAGAUUUAACCCGCAGCCUAGAAGAAGUACGAAAUGUUAUCCGUGACCAGUGCCUGAGAGACUUGAAUGCCUAUACUGACAAAAUGAAGGAAUCCCUCAAACAAUUUGAUGGCUUGUUUGCCGAAUUUGAACUAUGUUAUGUGUCUGCCAUGGUACCUGUGAAAUCUCCUAAAGAGUAUUAUGUACAACAGGAAGUCAUUGUUCUCUUCUGUGAAACAGUUGAAAGGGCCUUAAAGCUUGGAUACCUCACACAAGAUUUGAUUGAUGACUACGAGCCAGCAUUAAUGUUUACAAUUCCGAGACUAGCCAUUGUCUGUGGUUUAUUGGUUUUCCCUGAGGGGCCUUUGAACUUGGAACGUAAGCCAGAGGAUAUGUCCGACCUAUUUCGACCAUUUCGUACUUUGCUGCAAAAAAUACGGGACCUUCUGCAGACCUUAUCAGAAGAUGAACUGCACACACUUGAAAGAAAUCUCUGCAUAUCCCAGGAUGGUGAAUUUACAGUUGACCCCAAAAUAUGCUCUGCUAUCCCUCCAUCAGAAGUUCCUGAAAAACUUGUUCAAGAUCAACUUUGUGUAAAAGCUGAAAAUACAGAAGCUGAACUUGCUUGUUCCAUGCAAUAUGAUGAGGAGGAGCUGGAGCAGCUGAACUUAAUGGUUCACAGGGUAGGGGAUGAAAUGUCAUGUCUACUCUCUCCACCAAGCGUGUGUCAGUCGCCAGCUCACAAACCUGUGUUGAAACAUAUCUCCAAACUGGGGAGCUCCACAAAUUCAACCUUUCUUGAACUUUCUGGGGUAAGGCAUGAAGCUGAGGAAGAAGAACGAGUAUUUUUCAUGGACGAUUUGGAUGGAGCAGGUGAGGACUUGGCUGGAGCAGGUGAGGACUUGGCUGGAACAGAUGAACCACAAGAAACCUUUACUUGGAUUGGAGAUUCUUGCCCACCUAAUAAGGAGGACACGCUGCCUCCCCACCAAGAGGAGACAGACACACCAAGGAAUAGUAGCAGUGAGGAAACAGUACAAGCAACACAGGUACUGCACAGACCAAGCAAUAAUGAUUCACUACCUCUGCAAGGGCAAGCCAACGGAAAGAAAAGUGACACAUUGGAAAUUUGUUGUAAUUGUGUUGAUGCAGCUGAAUCCAGUUCUUACCUCAAUGGCUGGAAUGCAGGGACCGAUGAUAUACAGCCCAGCGAAACUGCAGAAAAAAUAGCUCAUAGGACUGGUGGAAUGAAAAUUUCUGCAACUGUUAUCUUUAAUCCCAAAUCUCAGUGCACAUGUUGUUCCUCUGAAGCAGAGCAUGCAAUAAAUUGUGAUUCUGGCAGCUGCCCAGUUUCUUCAGAGGAGUUCUCAAAUCAAAGCAGUGCUGAUGUGGAAAAUGGAAUAAAUCUCUGUGUGCACUGCACUGGCCCUCAAGACAGUAGACUUGACAAUGGCUUUGUAGAUUCUGGGAACUCCAAGAUGUCUGACCAACAUAAAAUGAACUGUGCCUCAGCUUCACAGGAAAAGAUAGGAAAUGAGAGCCCCAGUGGAUCAUGGACAGAUGGGGCUAUCAACAAACAGAAACAUACAAACUCAAAAUGCAAGUGCCUGGCACAAUCCUCAGGAAAAUACCCAGAAGGAGAGCAGCAAACGGAAAUGGACAUCUGUUGCCAACAGCAUAAGGUAGAAAAUAGGACACAGACAAAUGGAGAAAAGGAAAAUGUUGAAAUGCCUGCUGUGAAGAAUGAAUUGGAGGCCACUGACCCUUUGGAAGUCAAAAGAACAGAGCAAAGUUUUCAAGAUCUCAUUCAAGAUUCCCCCAUCAGCUCCAUAUCCAGCAGUGACUGCGGGAGUGUGUCUGUCACAACCUGCAGUCUUUCCAGCACGUAUACUCCAAGUCCUGUUGGCAGUCUAACUACAAGUUCCUACACCUCUGAGGAUGUAGAUCAAGAGGAGAUCCAGCUUGCACUUCUGGCUGCCAAGAUUGCCACUAGAGAGAAGAUCCGGGCUCGUUUCCAUAGCAGCAGUGACCUUAUUCACAGACUUUUUGUGUGCAUCGCAGGUGUUGCUGACCAGUUGCAGACUAACUAUGCAAGUGACCUGCGAAGUAUCCUUAAAACCUUGUUUGAGGUCAUGGCAACCAAGCUAGAGUAUGAAAGCAGCAGGACAGAGAAGAAAGGUGACCAGACAUUGAGAAGUCCUGUUCUCGAAGACUGUGCUUUGUGUCGAGAAAGCAUUUCUUCCUCUGAACUUGAUGACAAGGCAAGAGAUGAGGACUUUGAAGAUCCUCCAGAAUGGGUGCCGGAUGAAGCCUGCAGCUACUGCACAGCGUGCAAGGCUCCAUUCACUGUGAUUCGAAGGAAGCAUCAUUGCAGGAGCUGUGGAAAGAUCUUCUGCUCACGUUGCUCUUCUCAUUCUGCUCCCUUACCUCGAUACGGUCAGAUGAAGCCAGUCCGAGUCUGCACACAUUGCUACAUGUUCCACGUGACCCCCUUCUACAGUGACAAAGCUGACAUCUGACAUUACUGAGUGGCCUCUCUGCUUCUGGCGCACUUCGAUUCUAUCUUCAUGGUCACAGCGGAUGUUAAAUGUCACUAAUUAGAUGAGCUGGCAUCAUUUUUGGUUGGAAUGGAAAUUUGGAUGGGCCUUUCUAGACAAACAUACAAGUAGUAUAUCUGAAAGAUAUGUUAACUCCCAGUCAAAAUUUUUGUACUGUCUUUUCAAAUACAUUUUGAUAAUGAGCUGGUGUAAAGAGUUACUGAGCUUCCAUACCUGUUCUGCCAUGUGAUGAUCUUCCAUGGUUUUAUAUCAGAACUUAAGAAUGCUGUAAACUGCAGGUGAGAAAAAGUUGCUUGGGGAGAGCUUUCUGAGUAAUCUGGGAUAUGAAAAUUCCUAUUUUCCUACAUUAAGGAUACUUUGUAUUGUAGGGAUCAUCAUCAAAUUGAGGCAGAAAUAAUUUGAAACUUUAACCAUACUGCUUAAGCAAAGUUAGUCCUCUUUCCUGUUGGGUAGCAAUGUUGAUCUUGUUCUGAUUGCUGUUCAGCAGAACCACAUGUUGACCUGAAUCAUUUCCUCAAAACAUUCCUGUUGGGUUUGGUGGUUUAAGUUUAAGUAUCUUUUUUGUUUUGCUUGAUGUUCUCUUCUGUAUUUGACGAGACGGCUUGGUGUCACACAGUUGGUAACCAGGUGCCCCCGGUAUUAACGCGGGGGCGUUGACUAGGCAUCACUCUGUAGUGGUAAUGUUAGCGGCUAGGUGGACCAUGAACCUCUCGAGAUGGCAACUGAUGCUUGCUGUCUGAAUAAGUAGCGUCAAAAGGUGUUUAUCUGCAUCAUAUACAUUUUCUUAAAUAGGAAACCAGCCUCUUGGUGUUUUGAAUUAUUGGUUCACUUGGCAUAAUCUUGAACUCCUAUGUAUCUAAACAAUUUGCAUUGCUUUUGAUAACAGGUACCAAAACCAUUUGAGUCUCAAUGUGGGAGGGUGGAGAUUUAGAGAAAUCCACUACUACUCCCUCCCCAUAUAAUUCCUCCCACUCUGUCACAAAAAUGGGUCCAGUAAAACAAAUAACGAUGUUCUUGCAGUCAGGAGCGGCUUACAAAUUAAUAGAGAAUUAAUCGUGGGAAGCACUGUACAACAUUUGGGCGGUGACUUUUCCCAUCAAACCCUAAUGGAGCUCUUGUUCUGAUCUGAAUGUUAGUUUGCUCCACAUAUUAAAUUAACCACCCUCUGAAUUUAUUCUCUGAGCCAUUUCCAUUGCAAAGCGAAAAAGGAAAUAAGCAGUACUUGGCAUAAGACUGGCAAUGACUGGGCAACAAGAGAAUUUGUGGGAAUUAAUUACAAUUCAGCAAAUCAGUAAUCAGUUUACUAGUUAUAAUAGAAAUAAUUGCACGAGUCCAACAGAUGUGAAGCUGAAAUGAUUUAUAGAAAGCACAUCAGAAUUUAACAUUGUGAGAGGGACCAAAAAGUCUUCUACUUGAGGUAACAUUAUCAACACUUUGUAAAGCCCUGACGUUGGAAGAGAAUUUUAAUCUUUUCAAAAGCAUGUAGCUCCUUUCUCAAACCAUGUUUGGAUAAUCUUGGCUGUUUUAUAUUGGGUGGUGGGUAAACUUUAUGAAUCAUAGACUUGCUGCAGUUGACUAAAUAAUGAUCCUCUCCAGGAUCUUUGGAAGGAGGAGGUGUGUUCACUUCCAGAUUAAAUGUUUUUAUUUUAUUUCUAGCUAUUCCAUUUUUCUCCACUCCACUUUAAAAAUAGUCUGUUAUCCCAAAGUAAAGGUUGAUAUUUUCCAUAUUUCUGAUCUAGGUCAUGAGCAUUAUGAAAAUUAUACCUUCUUCAGAGAGUGCACAACAUUCUUUGUGACAAAUUCAGAGUUUGAAAACAGUUUCCCAAAUUUCUUUGCAUUCCCAUUCGUGUCUCUUCUUCCUUUUUACCAUGCAUAAAUCCCAACAAAGUCACAGUAAGAUAAUUUAUGAAUGUUUGCCUUCUCUCCUGAACAUGUCUUGUGAGUUGAACAAGAACUAUUGAGAAGGGAAGAGUAAGGAGCUUACACUUCCAGAUUGAUACCUCUUACUGGGCUUCUGCAUUUCUUGCCUAGUAUUUGCAACUUCCCUCUCAUCACUUACCAACUACCCUGUUGAUGGCUGCUUUUUUUUGUAGAGACUCUUGUUGUUCAGAAUCAUUGUAGGUUCUUCCUCGUGGGAUAUCAAUAUGUUGUAAAUAGCUGUUUCACUAUUGACACCCUGUUAGAACUUAUUUGAGAACACAACCUCUAAUUAAUAACCAAUAAAGUUAGAGCACAGAACGAAUGGAAAAACCACGCCUGCUGCUAUACUAAAGGUUUAAACAUUCACAAGCUGUUGGCAGGGUCUGGUUCUCUUUUUGUAUCAAAAAUGCAUUUAGGUUCCCAUUUUGUCAAAAUUAAUUACUGACUAACUUUGAAUUUUGAACUAGGUAACUUUGAAUUUCCUCAGUUACCAGAACAGAAGCAGAAAAACUAAAUUCACCUAAGGGAAAUUUGUCCCAGAUUGCGUAGAGCAGCCAGAUUCUGAAGGCAAGCAAGGGAACAGUAGAGUGUGUGGGGAAAAACAUCAGCUGGUCAGGUGAAGUGAGAAACAAGGUUACUGUUUUAGGACAAAGACCCUUCAUUCAUGGAGACAAGGGUCGAGUGACCAUCACCCACUAGCAUGAAUAUUACUUACCAGUUUCAUGUUGUUCCAUGAUUGUGACCUACGCAAUUAUACACCAUUAAUAUAAUUAAACUGAAUAGAGUGUGUUUAGGUGCCAGGAUGUACUUUGCAAGGACCAGUAAUUAGUGGCAUUUAUAUUUUCCCCUGGGAAUACUUAGAGCCAUAUAAUUUGAUAUUCAGGUAAGUGUAAUGACUAAUAACCGGUGCCAGUUAAACAGAAAGUAUGUAAAUGUCCUGUAAUCUCUUUCUGAGUUAGCUCUGCCUUAUUCCCUUUCCCUGCCAUUUUGAGAUAUAUCCUUUUAACUUGCAAAUGGUCGUCUUACUACAUUUUACCUACAGUAAAACAUUCCAUCUUAUGGAAGAUAUUCUGUAAAGGUGAUUCCAUUAGCUUGUGGUGAUCUUCAGGCAAUGCUAUUAAUCUAUCAGUCACUAAGAACAUGCUUACUAUUUGCCCUUUUAAAACAAGAAGUGUAAACCUCAUUAAGAACUUUUCCCCUUCGUUGAUCUCUAUCUCACAGAGAAAACGCCAGGUUUUUGAGGACUCUUUCCUGAUGAGGAGAACCUCUUAUCACUGGCAUCACCAAAUCUCAUGUACCAGAAUGUCCUCCUUUAAUGUAGCAAGAAUGUCCCCUCCACGUUGGAACACAGUGAGCCAUUUUGAUUUCUUUUGGCCAUAUGAAGGUCAGGAACAUUCUGGGUUUGAUGAUGCUGUUUUCUGCUGCACUCUAAAGGGUUGUGAAUCCUUAAGUUCUGUGACCUGUGGCACUUGGGUCAGAUCACGCUGUAGGCUGAUGCAAACUGGUUAUAGGAUCGAUUGGGAGAGUUUCUGAUGAAUGCAAUUCACUGACUGCUGUGAAAUGCAUGAGAAGGUUUGAACCAAGGUGAAUCGAUCAAUUCUGUCCCUCAUUCAAGUUGCCUUGUCACUUUAGGCCGUGCAGUGUGUUGGAACGUAAUUACAGCAAGUUGUAAAACUGGUCUUUCAUUCAAGCCAUUCUGAUGUUACCUCCCUCUGUACGAGGAAACAGCUCUUCUCCCUUCCCAGAGUCUGCUGCAAACAUUCAAUCUCCAGCCAAACCCUCAGUGGUGAUGAGAUUUGGGUCUCAGCAAAUGUUCUUAACAAUAGCAGCCAGUUAAAGGAAGAACGGAAGUUUAGAGACAAGAUUCAAUGAGUUCUGGUGAUGUAGUCACACUGGGUGUCUUUUGUGUACCUUCCCCAUUCCAGAUCAGAUUGAUUCAAGCAGCAAACCCUCAGCUCGCUACCCUUUGCUUUAAUUGCUGAAUGGAGACAAUACAAUUCAAUUUCCCUGCUUAAUUGCCAGUGCUGCCCGUCUGCCUGUUUAUUGCAGGUCGGAUGGCCCAGCAGAAGUUGGGGCGUGUGUUGCUAUGGCCCAGUGUGGCUGUGCUUAGCGAAUGAACACUAUAGGAAAGCCACCAAAUUGAUCGCACAUCGAUGCUAUGUGAAUCAAGCUUAUAAUCUCAGGCUUCACUUGAAUACAUUGCAAUGCAUUUUUACCUUAUAGAGAAAAAUAUUGUAACAUAGAGCUUUUCUAAAGGAAAAACAAUGUAUAAUAACUUUGAUUAUAAAAUGCACAAAGUUUUUCUCUGUAUAAUUCGAAUUGUAUGUAAUGGAUUGUAAACUAUUUAUUCAAGGCUUUCUUGGUCUCAUUUUGUAAAUGCUCUUACUAAGACAUUGGAUUAUAUUGCUGUAUGAUUUAACUGAAAUCUUAAAUAUAGUAGUUUCAUAUAUGGUACAAAUUAAAUAAAAAUGUAGAGGAGUUUGAAAAGCACAACAAACGUUACAUUUUGAAUGAAUUACUUGCCCGUGGUGAACUGUACAAGCUAAAAUGGCGGACUUUUACCUCUGGUAUUUCAAUAAAAUGAUUGGCAUUUUA